GACCGUCCGGUGGUUUCGACGUCGGUUCGUUAUUUCGAAAUCGUUGUUUUCGAUCCGGAAAACUCGACCGACUCUCCGCUUUCCCAGCUUUUUCGCCGAUCGAACUUUCGAGGUUACGAUCCGUCCUGAUCGCCCAUCGAAGUCGCCCGAUAUCGCGAUUUUCUCGACUAUUUCGCUGAUUCUCGGUGGAUUGCGUAGUGUUUUCGUGUUGUUUGUUGCUCGCAUCAAGGCGAGCCAGUGAAAAAUUUUUCGGUUUUUUUUUGUUUUGGAAGAAUUGCCGAGGUGCAACUGCACGUACCUACUCGAGGAAGUCCAGUGGAUCAGUGGAAGGUUGCGGCCGCUCGUAGGGACGCCGUUGGCGAAGGUACGGCUGGUCCGCGGGCUCUUUUAGCAUCUGGACUUCGAGGCAGCAUCUGCUCUCUUCGGCUCCUUGUCAAUGGGUAAUGGGUAGCGGGCGAAAGAAGUGUAAAAUUUAGAUUUUGUGAUGUACUUAUAGAAAAGUGGGUGAUAUUAUUCGUGUACAGGAACAGUGUGAAUACUUAUUAUUGGAUUAUCAUGGGUAAUCAGAAUUCUAAUCAUUUGCCGUUGGAGAGGAAUUUGUCGAAAUUUGGAGAUGUUAAUGCAAGGCGAAGUCUUCGAUCGCCUCGCAAGAUGGACAGGCUCCGGCGGUCGUUCAGGGACUCCUUCCGCAGGCGAAAGGACCGCAUCCCGGAGAGCUCGAAGCCGCACCAGUGGCAGGCCGACGAAUCGGCCGUGCGAUCGGGCACCUGCACCUUCGCCGUCAAAUACCUCGGCUGCGUCGAAGUGUUCGAUUCGCGGGGCAUGCAAGUCUGCGAGGAAGCGCUCAAAGUGCUAAGGGGAUCGCGUCGAAGACCGGUCAGGGCGGUGUUGCACGUGAGCGGCGACGGUUUGCGGGUAGUCGAAGAGGAAACCAAAGGACUUAUAGUCGAUCAGACCAUAGAAAAAGUGUCUUUUUGUGCUCCGGAUAGGAACCACGAGCGCGGGUUUAGUUACAUAUGCCGGGACGGCACCACCAGGCGGUGGAUGUGUCACGGAUUCCUGGCCUUGAGGGAAAGCGGAGAGCGGUUAUCGCACGCUGUGGGGUGCGCUUUCGCAGUAUGUUUAGAAAGGAAGCAAAAGCGGGAUAAAGAAUGCGGAGUGACGAUGAUGUUCGAUACGAAAAACAGCACGUUCACUAGAAGCGGUUCGUUUAGGCAGCAGAGUUUAACGGAAAGACUGGACAAAGAGCGAGGAAUAGACGUCGGUUCUACGAAUCCCAAACCCGCACCCGUUAAUCCAUUCGCCAUCGAAAGACCGCACGCCACGCCCAGUAUGUUACAAAGACAAGGAAGUUGCCGAGGGUUCAGCACGUUAGGCGAAAACUCGCCGUUCAAACGGCAAAUGUCGCUGCGCGUCAACGAUCUCCCGAGCAACACGGCCCGCAUAAAUUCCUACAAAUCGCCGACGUCGCCGCCGGAGAACGGCAAACCGCCGGCCUCGCCCAUUCCCGAGGUCCUGCCCGGCGAUUCGGUGACGGCCCUCUGCCAGCAGCUGAGCCAAGGGCUCUCGCAGCUGACCCACAGCGGCUCGGACGAUUUCAACUUCAACAAUCAAAGUUCCGUGAAUCAAAACACGCUCAACGUCAACGUGACGACGAUCAACAACAGCUUCAGAACGUCCCCCAACGUAUUCACGCCCGUCAAUCUGAACAUCGGCCCCAGGAACGAGGUGAACACGUCGACGUCGACGUCCGCCUCGGCGCUGCCCAAGCCCGAACAGUGGCUGGAGAUGGUCAAGUCUUCCUCGCCGACGUUCAGCAAGAUGGACGGCUCGACGCCGCGGCGGAUACCGUCGCUGAAGGCGCAGUCGAGGGCCCUGUCGUUGGACACCGGAUCGGAGACGUUCCAGAACGCCAAGCCGGAUCCCUUCGACGCCGAAUGGGCCGAAACGGCAGCUAGGCAGGGUACGAAUAGCACGAAUCCUUUUUUGAACGCCGCUACCGCUCCCAAGGCGUUUCAAAUACAACUUUAGUUGUUGUUGUUGUUGUUUUUAUAAGGGAAUCGCUGUGCAACAUGUUAGUGAUGUAUAUCAUGGUAAUGUCCGACUUUGUGGGGAUAUAUCGGUUUUUUUUAAUCGAAUUACUUUACAAAUUAGUUGGAAUCACGAAUUCAAUGUAAUGUUACAAUUGCACCAUUUUUUUAAAGCUGUAAAUGAAUUAUAGUUAUUGAUUCUAACCAAUUAUUUGUAACUAAUUUAGUCAUUUUGUUCAGAUCGUUUUAAAGGCUAAUUAUAAUUCGAAUAAUAAUUGUAGAGUGGCGAAGUUGAGGACAUUUUGAUAUCACACUAACGUGGUGUAUUGGAAUAUUGUUCCAACGAGAUUCCUAAUGUGAGGAGUUUCAUUGGAACAAAUUAAAAUCGUUUCCUAAUACCUACGAGAAUUGUUAACUUGUCAUUAGUUGUUGAGUUUAUGAAUAUUUUUAUUUAUAAAUAUGUUUAUUUAUAUUGUAAAGAAGUUGCGGUACGCGCGCUUAUGAGAUAUUUAACAGAACAUCGAAAAAAAUUCCCGUACCGCAUCUUUUUUAUGCCGUGUACAUUUGUAAGAUGUGAUCCAUUCCAUUUAAUUUUUACUGCCUUUUAGUUUAUUUUGCCAGGACUAGUCUGUGCAAUUUGUACAUAGUGGGGACGUUGUGAUUGGGUUGAAAGACAACAUUUAGUUUUACUAACGCGAGUAUGCAGCAUAAUUUUGAGAAAGAAUUAACUGUUCGUUCGUUCUGUAUAAAAAGUUAAGUUUAAAAUGUAUAACGAAAGCCUGUUGCUUCGAUGUACGAGGUAAAUUUCGACUAUAAAAUGUCUGUUGAUAGCUUAGUGGCAUAUAAGGUAAAUCGUCAGCAUUAAAUUAUACCUAUUGUUAAAUCUUAUCGUAAGAAUACAGCAAUGAUGCAAUCUUUAAAGGAAUUGAAGGGUUUAAAAUAGGAAGAAAAAUGAUAAGCUGUGAUAGUACCAUCAGUUUGCUAUAUCUAGUGAUGGAUGCAUCAUAGUUUUGUUCUACAAGAGUCUUCAUAAAUUAUCGAUUACCAUCUGACCUAAAAAUUUAUGAACAGAACAGAACAGAACAUUAAUAGACUAGGUUAAUACACUGUUUUCUUCGGGAAAAGCAAAACUAGGAAAAAUAAACAAAACAAGUCAUUUCUACCGAGAUUUCAUUGAGUUGAAGUUGACUUGACAUUAUUCUAGUAACUUAUUUUUUGAUGACUCAUUUAUGAAGACUCUAAUAUGAUUUACCGGUACGUAUUGAUUCGAAAAGCUAUUAACGAAUGCUUAAAUUACUGUGUACAAAAGAUUGUACUUAGAUUGUUUUGUCGUUUGAGGUAAAGCUCCGGACGGCGCUUUAUGUAGAACAGCUCAAAUUUGAAAAUCGCACAUUUCGCCAAUUAUGAUUUUGACGAAAUCUAUGCACAACUAUUUCUGUACUUAAAAAACGAAUUAGUUAUUUCGUUGAAAAUCGCUGUAUUGGGUCAAUUUAGGAAUUAGAUUAACAUAUCUAUGUAAUAGUAAGAAGGCUGAGUAAUGUGGCAUUUUUUACGGUUCAUUUCCUGGAUUGUUCUCCCAAAAAUGUUAUUUUAUAGUACUCAAUUAUUGUCCAAGAGUUAGGUAACCUCGGUGUCAAUUGUUGUUCGCAUUUUUCCCGAACUGGUGAUAAAAUUGUUCCAAUUUAAUUUAUUCGUACGAAAUCUCGUAAAGUUAUUUUUUUAAAUAACCCAUUCCAAGUCGUAUUUUCUAUUAGAUUUUACACGAGGCGGUUAAGAAGUGCGUCGGGCUUUUGAGAAUUCUUGCCGUCCACUAUCUGAAUUUAUUUCCGUAGUUACACAGCUAAUUAGUGUUAACGAAUUGAUGCAUUUUAUGUCGUAUACUAAUUUAUUUGCAUUUUAUACUAUAGGAAAUUCUAGGAACAAAAACGUAUCAUAGAGAGGACAAUAUUCUCUUAUUACAUGUACAUUCAAUAACCCGUAUGAUUAAGAGUUCGUUUUUUUUAAUGGAUGUUGCUUGAUUAUUUCUACAACAUAUUUUUAAUUUGCGAAAAGAUUGAGCGAGAUUGAUGGCUCGCAAACCAAGAAUAUCGAUAGUUUCCUAGUGAUUUUUUUUAAUAAAUGUAAAAACGCGAUACGCUGUCUUAAAGUCGGUAUUUAUUUUAUUUCUUUUUUACGAGAGCACGCUCAAUGCUCUUUUGGCACUUGUACUUAUACAUAUAAAUAUACCUAUAUACAAAAUUGUAUUAUACAAGACUACUUCAUUUUUUUUUCUGUAAUAUAGUAAUAAAAUAAGUAUUGUCUGUUAGAAAUGGAGUAUUUACUUUUU
This is a messenger RNA of Phyllotreta striolata, 4356 nucleotides long. The record is from the annotation of a GenBank genome assembly. NCBI's taxonomy places the organism in Eukaryota, Metazoa, Arthropoda, Insecta, Coleoptera, Chrysomelidae.